GAAUUAUUUUUAAAUAUAUUUUUAUAACAAAAAUAGUUGAAUUCCCAAAAUUUAGAUUCAGGAUCAAGACCAAAAUUAAAAAAAAAACUAGUUGACGUUUGUGAAUUGUUAGUGCUGUUAAAUUCCCAUGUAAUAAUUAUUUUAAAUACUUAGCUAUAUUAGGUAUUUUCUACAUAUUUUCAAGUUAAAGACUAUUUACAAUAAUGUUGCAUAUGAAGUUGCUAUAGAUUGCUCAAUUUUGAAGUUCUUUUUGAGAUACAAAGUAUUACAUUGUAUCUGAUAUGUGCGAGCGGUACCCAGGAUAUCUCUUCGGAGGGACUCCGGUCAGCAGCUGGGACAGAAGUUUUAAUUCACUAGAAAAUCAAAUCCAGCAGCAGUAUCGAGGGCGUGUAGGUGCGGGUGUCCGUUGCUGGGGCAGUAUGUCAGAGGGCGGGAUAUCCUCUGCGGGUGACGCGGGUAAGACCAACCUGAUCGUCAACUACCUGCCGCAGACUAUGACGGAGAAGGAUCUCUACGCGAUGUUCAUGUCCAUAGGACCCAUAGAGAGCUGCAGGGUUAUGAAGGAUUUUAAGACUGGUUAUAGCUAUGGGUUUGGUUUCGUCAACUUCACAAGAGAGGAAGACGCGGCACGAGCGAUCGAAACAUUCAAUGGAUAUCAAUUGAGGAAUAAGAGACUGAAGGUGUCCUACGCUCGUCCUUCCGGUGAGGAUAUAAAAGAGACCAACUUGUACGUAACGAAUCUGCCGCGUGCUAUAACCGAGGACCAGUUGGAGACGAUAUUCGGGAAGUACGGCAGAAUUGUACAGAAACAUAUACUGAGAGACAAGAGCAACGGCACUCCGAGAGGUGUCGCUUUUGUGCGGUUCGACAAACGUGAGGAGGCUCAGGAGGCUAUCGCUGCGCUAAACAACGUUAUUCCCGAGGGUGGUUCCGAGCCGCUGUGUGUUAAGGUUGCUGAAGAACACGGGAAGCAGAAGGCCGCGUACUACGCCGGUUGGGCCGCUGGCUUUCAUCACAACAGGGUCCCCCCCGUUAUACCGCAGCGGCACCACAGCCUGGACCAGCUGGAUAUGCUGCACCGCCAGGACUAUAACUACAUGUACCAGAACAGGUACCGCCACUACCAGCCGGCUUACAUGAACCAUCGCCCGUUUUGAAAAUUGUAUUGCAAAAAGUUCCGUCUCAACGAUACAAGGAUAUAGACGGACUGUAGGCGGUAUAUAGUCGGACUGUAGUUGGACAUAGAUGGACUAUAUACUCAAUUUUAUUAUUAAUACUUUUUCAUUGUUAGUAAUUCGUUAUUCGAUAUUGUGAUAUGGUCCCAUUUCGGAAUGUAGUUAUCAUUUGUAUCCUCGGUUAUGAUGUGCUAGUUUUGAUUGGUAUAACUCUAGGCUUUAAUGAAACGUUAGCAGCGUUCAUGGUAUUGAUGUUGUUGUCGUAAAAAGCGGUUACAUAUAAACGAGUGACCAAAUUUUAAUCUUAAAUUAAGAUAAGUAACAAACAAAGAAAAGAAAAAAAAAAACCAAACCAUAGACGGCAUAUUUUUUUUUAUAUUGCUUUAUAAAAUUCAGACUGUAAUUGUAUUUUCAGUUAAACGGUUCAUAGUUUAGUAAUAAAGAUCCGUAGAAUAUGCAUUUCUUUGUAUCGCAUUCAGGUUUAUGUCUAUAGAAUGCUGUUGCAUAGACGAGACGAGUUUUCCAAUACUAUUAUAAGAAAGUAUCCUAUUUUACUGAUACUUAUACUACAACAUUAUACUAAUAUAACAUAAUAUAGCAUAGAUCUGUUUCUGUUUACGUUAAGAAAUAAAAGUUAUUGUAUUAGAUAUGAGGUAAAAUGAAAUGUAAUAACUAGACUUAAUGUGUAAGUUUGCGUGUCAAUUUCUUGAUUUUAUGUAAGCAACACUAUCUUCUAUAUAUUAAUUUCCUUGCUUUUUUUAUAUCACACAAUUUUAAAAGUGAUAUAGCUGUUUUUUUUUUUUAUCAUAAUCAAAUCAUAUUUCUGAACGUAAUAUGUGUCAUUUAUUUGAAAGAUGUGUCAUUUUGUUUCGAAAUUUUUGGGCUUUAAAUUUUUUUCAUUACUUUAUAUUUCGUCAACAUGUCCUAUACCUACUAUAUUUCAUUAUUUUUCUCAGAUAUUAUUAUAAAUACAUAUGAAAUAAUUUUCAGGUAAUUGAUAUAAUUAUACUUCGUGGAAUUAUCUAUAGUAGAUGGUGUUGCCAUAUGACGGCUUAUAAACCGUGACGUGCUCAAUACAAUUUACUAGUCUGUUAAACAGAGAUUAAAAUUUAUAUGAAAAAAAAAAAUAAAAAAUAAAUAUCGCUUCUCGUAUUAAAAGUAAUUUUUUAGCUUUGUUAAUCGUAAUUCUACUUUGUAUUGUAGUUUAGAUUCAAAGUAAUUUAACACUGUAAUAAUUUACUUUCGAUUAUUGCGGGUAGUUUUCAUUUGUCGUUCGCGUUUGUCUUUGACCAGAGACGUUGCAAUUUAAGAUGUGGAAUACAUAACGUGUAUAGCAGUUUAAUUUUGUAACCAUUCAAAGUAAAUAUUAUUUGUUCAGUUCGAAAUAUGGUGUUGAUGUAUCUCAAAAGUCUCUAGAUAGUAACUAUGUACAACUUCGUUCUACUAUAAAGUAAUAAUUAGCGUACUUAAGUGUAAUGUCCGAUAUUUAUGAGCCAUACAUGAUAGUAUCCCUGGCAUAUGAUCGUUAGAUAUGAAUGCAUAUAUUUUUCUGUAAACAUCCGACUUGAUACCUAAAAAUGACAAUAUACAUUCACGAGUAAUAAAUAUUCUUAUGUAGUUUCCGUGUCUAAGAAUCUUUUUUUUUAAUUACCUGUGACGGGCGCUGGAUGUUUUUGUUUAUUUGAUAUAUCUGUAUUUUGUUAGUUACAUAUUAAAAAAAUAACACUUCUAGGUUCAUGUUCCAGCGCCCGACACAUUUGUAUUGUUUAUCCUAAUGUAAUUUUAAACGGUAGGUUUACGGUUCAGUGGGUAAAGCUGAAUAGCGUAUUUGUUAUAAGAAAUUCUAAUCUUAUGACUCGUAACUUAUGUUCCGGCGUUUCUCAUUGAAUACGUGCUUAGUAAGAUAGUUAUAGUUUAAUGAAUUGUGCCUAAUGCGUAUUUUCUAAGUCUAAAAUGUUGGUGGUCGUUGUUGUUAUGGAAAUGCAAGUUUCGAUGUUAAAUCUGUUACGCAAUAAAAACAUUUCAGUGCCAUUUAUAUCAUAAGAUUUUGGUCUGUGUAAAUAUAUGGAGAUGGAUCAAUAUUGUGAUCGACUUCAUGUAUUUGUAGUAAUACGAUAAGUCUUUCAAUGGGCAUAUAGUAAUUUCAGAACGGUAUGUUUUUUCUUUUAUUACAUAAAACGAUCAUUUUGUCGUAUUCAACAGUCGUUGUAAGCAUUUCUAUGACGUACCUAUUCCAAGUUUAAUAUAUAUAUAUAUAUAUAUAUAUAUAUAUAUAUAAUUGUAACGAAACAUUUAUAACAUAUUUAAUGAUUAUAUGAUUAGUCUGAUAAUAUGUUAUUUAGAAGUGGUUUCUAGCAUAUAAGUUGUCUUAAUAAAACUAUACGUUUAGUGAAGAGUA
Danaus plexippus (monarch butterfly) is the source of this 3573-nucleotide messenger RNA. RefSeq names its product protein sex-lethal-like (gene Sxl). NCBI's taxonomy places the organism in Eukaryota, Metazoa, Arthropoda, Insecta, Lepidoptera, Nymphalidae. Gene Ontology annotation, cellular component: ribonucleoprotein complex; nucleus; cytosol. The record is from RefSeq and is a predicted model, not a curated record. The coding region runs from base 282 to 1157 and encodes 291 amino acids. Gene Ontology annotation, molecular function: poly(U) RNA binding; poly(A) binding; mRNA 3'-UTR binding. The transcript has 8 exons.